Messenger RNA from Hippocampus comes (tiger tail seahorse), 2164 nucleotides. RefSeq names its product thymidine phosphorylase (gene tymp). The record is from RefSeq and is a predicted model, not a curated record. Gene Ontology annotation, molecular function: 1,4-alpha-oligoglucan phosphorylase activity; pyrimidine-nucleoside phosphorylase activity. Gene Ontology annotation, biological process: pyrimidine nucleobase metabolic process; pyrimidine nucleoside metabolic process. Gene Ontology annotation, cellular component: cytosol. The transcript has 10 exons. Bases 375 to 1718 code for a protein of 447 amino acids. NCBI's taxonomy places the organism in Eukaryota, Metazoa, Chordata, Actinopteri, Syngnathiformes, Syngnathidae.
CUUUUAGACCAGGGCUAGGGAACUCCGCUUCCUCGAGAAACAUCUCCUGCCUUUUUUCGAUCCCUCCCUACGCCAACACACCUGAUUCAAUUGGCCAGGAUCAUUUCAGGCUUCUCUAGAGCUUGCUGAUGAGCUGCUCGUUUGAAUCUCCUCCUUUCUGAGCCUCGAUCAGACGGAUUUCACACGCAACACCGUCCGGACUUGAAGCCCGAGGAGAGAGACAUCAUUGAAACUGAGCCAGGUGUCAAUGACACUUGACCACGCCCCCUCCGCUGCCAUUGGCCGACAGGCUGCGUCAAUGUCAGAGUUCGCCGCUUCACAAAUCACUUUUUCGCCCCGGAGUCAAGUGGAGAAGUCGCCAUCCUCACGCGGCCAUGUUGUCCAUCCCGGAGCUGAUCAGGAAGAAGCGGGACGGCCGCAGGCUGAGCGAUGGUGACAUUAAAGCCUUCGUGGAGGCGCUGACCAGCGGAAGCAUCCAGGACUGCCAGACAGGCGCCAUGCUGAUGGCCAUCUGGCAGCGGGGCAUGGACCCGCGGGAGACGGCCACGCUGACCAAAGAGAUGAUGCUGUCGGGAGAAGUGAUGUCGUGGCCCGAGGAGUGGGCGGGGCUUAUGGUGGACAAGCACUCCACCGGCGGCGUGGGUGACAAAGUCAGCCUGGUCCUGGCGCCCGCGUUGGCCGCCUGCGGCUGCAAGGUACCAAUGAUCAGUGGGCGGGGCCUGGCCCACACCGGAGGAACACUGGACAAACUGGAGUCCAUCCCCGGUUUUAACAUCCACCACUCAGCUGAGCAGGUGCGAGCCAUCCUGAGCAGCGUGGGCUGUUGCAUCGUGGGCCAGACGGAGAGGCUGGUCCCCGCCGACCGCAUCCUCUACGCCACGCGCGACAUCACCGGCACGGUGGACAGCCUGCCGCUCAUCACGGGCUCCAUCAUCUCCAAGAAAGGCGCCGAGUCGCUGACGGCGCUGGUUCUGGACGUCAAGUUCGGCCGGGCGGCUCUCUUCAAAGACUUGGGCGGCGCCAGGGAGCUGGCGCGUCUCCUGGUGACGGCGGGCAACGACCUGGGCAUGCGCACGGGCGCCGUGUUGAGCCGCAUGGACGCCGUGAUCGGUCGCGCCGUGGGCAACAGUCUGGAAGUCAUCGAGGCCCUCGACCUGCUCAAGGGGGACGGCCCACAAGACCUCAUGGAGCUCGUCGCCACGCUGGGCGGCCUCCUGCUGGCCAUGACCGGUAUGGCGGCCGACCAAUCGGAAGGCAGGCGGCAGAUUUCCCAGGCUGUGAUUGGUGGGGCCGCUCUUCUCAAGUUCCAGGCCAUGAUGGAGGCGCAGGGCGUCGCCAAGGAGACUGCGAGGACGCUUUGCUCCGCCCACGCCGAUUACUUCAAUGUUCUGAAGAAAGCCGAGCAUCAACUCGACCUGACCGCUAGCCGUGACGGCGUGCUGAUAGACGUGGACGGUCUGACUUUAGCGGAAGUGGUUCAUAAGUUAGGGGCAGGGCGUUGCAAGGCCGGACAGCCUGUCAAUCACAGUGUGGGGGCGCAGCUACUGCUCUCCCUCGGCCAGAAAAUCACCAGAGGCACUCCCUGGCUGCGAGUCCACUAUGAGCAGCCGGCGCCCAGUCCAGACCAGAUCGAGCGACUGCAGAGCGCUCUCGUCCUGGGAUCGGACGCCGAUUGGCAGAAGCAAAGUUUAGUGCAAGAAGUGAUGCUCCCCGAUUGACGCGUGUCAUUGAACCUGAGGUCUCAUUUUAGGUGCCACCUUUGCAGAGGGCCAAAUCAUAAUGAUGACAACGUGAUCUUUGUGCUCGAGGGCCACAUUUUCAAAAUGAGCACAUGGGGCGCCUUAGGGAAAAAAAGGGCGUUCAAAUGGUGAUUUCAAAUGAUUUUAAAAAAGGAAUAUUUUCCUUUUUAUCAUUCAUUCAGAAUUAAGCUAAAACUAAUCUCAAAUGUCGACUACAAGGUUCCUCCAAAAGUCUCAAAUAAUUUUCCUCAACAUUGUUUUGCUAAAUUUUAGAAAACUAAGUUGGUUUCAAUAAGUCAUUCUCAUUUGUAUUACUCACGCAUAAAUGAACUUCCAAAUAACUGUGAUGAUGUAUAUCUGAACUCAUUUCUUUACAAUCACUCCUACACAAUACAACUACACGUUUGGGUAAUUUCAUGAGGGAU